CCUGCCUGGCCCCGCCCACCGCCGGGAGAACGGCUCUAAACAAAUCAUUCCGUGCCUGUGAAGCAGUACUGCGGAUCGCGACUGCCAGCUCGCUCAUGCUGCGCACACGAUCUCUGGCUGCUGACUCCUGUAUCUAGGGGGAUCUCGUGCGAUACUGCCGUGGGAAUAUAUAUAAACCGCAAACAUGUCACGGCAUCACAGGACGCCGCUGAAAAACGAGGAGAGCGUGGUGGAGGUGAAGAGCAAAUUUGAGGCCGAGUACCGAAGGUUUGCCCUGAAGAGGAACAGAGCCGGGGGCUUCCAGGAAUUCUACCAACUGCUGCAGACCAUUCACCGGAUCCCCGGAGUGGACGUGCUGCUGGGAUAUGCCGACAUCCAUGGAGAUCUGCUUCCAAUCAACAAUGAUGACAACUUCUACAAAGCACUGUCCUCAGCCAAUCCGCUGCUUCGGAUUAUCAUUCAAAGGAGAGAUGUAGAUGACCCCGUGCCCUUCCCAACAGGCUCACUUCAGAGAAGAAAAAAGGGCCUAGCUGGUCUACAUCAACCAAAGCAGAAGUCCAAACCAGCGCUGCUCAUCGGCCUUCCGCAGGAUUUCCGGCAGAUCUCUUCUAUCAUAGAUGUGGACAUCUUACCCGAUACGCAUCUCCGUGUCCGUCUGCACAAGCACGGCACCAACAAACCCCUCGGCUUUUACAUCCGAGACGGCGUCAGCGUCCGUGUCACCCCGCAAGGUGUAGAGAAAGUUCCCGGUGUUUUCAUCUCCCGCCUUGUAAAAGGCGGUUUAGCAGAGAGCACAGGAUUGCUGGGAGUCAACGACGAGAUUCUUGAGGUGAAUGGUAUCGAUGUGGCAGGUAAAUCACUGGACCAGGUCACUGACAUGAUGGUGGCUAACAGCCACAACCUCAUCGUGACAGUGAAACCUGCAAAUCAGCGGAACAACACGAUGCACCAUGCGAGUAAAACAUCAGCUGGUAACAGUUCCGCUGGUUCGGUAGGCUCCGCCCCCUCUCAUGACUCCGCCCCCAGUCCCGCCUCACAGAAUGCCAGCCAAUACAGCAACAGCAACAGUGUGGCUGAGGGUGACAGUGACGAUGAUCCUGACCUCAUCCUGGAGAACGACAACCUGUCGACGUACAUGCCACACCGUAUGACUAAUGGCAAUGGCAGCCACGCUAACGCCCUGUCGUCGGGUGCAUUUGCACACAGGCCCCUCCCACAAAGUGUUUCCUUGCCAAGUAGCAGCUCUUUAAGCUCCUUGACCACACCCACACACAACGGCAGCCCCACCAAGAUGAGCAGUAGCCAAGAAAGCAUGAGAGAGGAUGGCAACUUCAUUACGUUGUGAGCUACAGUAGGUUUUGAAACCUUUUAUGCACAUUUAUAAGAAAAUGAAGGAACUAUUAUAUCAUCAACUAUUAUUUCUCAGCCAUUACUUUCGCAAACAACACCCUAUUCACAUUCUUCCCCAAUGAAUGAAGACCCUCGAUCCACAUAGAUUGCACAAUCUAGCUUGUGUGUGAGGGCAUGAGGCUGUCAUCGUAU
Molecule: messenger RNA, 1542 nt
Organism: Carassius carassius (crucian carp)
Lineage: Eukaryota; Metazoa; Chordata; Actinopteri; Cypriniformes; Cyprinidae
Product: partitioning defective 6 homolog alpha-like
Exons: 3
Coding region: 185-1345 (386 amino acids)
Biological process (GO): regulation of cellular localization; establishment or maintenance of cell polarity; centrosome cycle
Cellular component (GO): nucleus; cell cortex; apical plasma membrane
Molecular function (GO): protein kinase C binding
Source: RefSeq, a predicted model, not a curated record